CAACGAACGCCGUCCUGCCUCUACUUGACCUCUUCCACAACCUGAGGCACUGCAUAUCCACAACAUUGCUGCAUUGUGCGGAAGAAUUCUACGCUUGUUUCAUCUCUUAUGGCGACCGUCGACGUGCCUUCGCGCCAGGCUAGCGCUGCACGCGAGGUCAUUGAUGUCGAUUCGUUUGACGAAGACGAGGUCACAAUCUUGGAUGGCCCACUCCCGUACCGGCACAGUACAGGCUCAGUUCCUCAUAUCACUGGCGCCAGAGGGCCCUCAGGGUCGAGCUCCGCAUCAGCCAUCUUCGUGGAGAGUGAUGAUGAAGUAGAGGUUACACGGGUAGAGAAUGCGCACGGUAUGGAUAUUCAUCUCGCUUGUUUUAUCCUGUUGCAACAACUAUGGUCAGUAGCACGCCGCCGAUUCUUGUCUCCUCCACCGAGGCCUAUCCAACCUCUAUACAUCCCGCCUGUUCCUCCUAUUCCACGCAACCUCGCCGGCCACAGCUCAUUCCCCGCUCGCCUUGGAAGACGAGAGGGUGCGCCGCCUCCCGCUAUCCGUCCAAUUGCGCGCCCCUUUCCUUUUGAGGCCCGUCUGGGCCAGCCGCUUGCGCGCGGCCACACCCCACCUGUUGAUGUGCCACAUCCUGCCCCAGUGGCUCGGUCUCAUCACCAACCGGUUAUGGGAUUGGGUGGUGCCUUGAUCGCUUUCAACAGGCAAAAUUUCAUAGCGGAAGUGAACAGACAGCGCGAGGAGGCCGUGCAACUUGAAGAGAUGCGGUUCCCAGAGCGAGGUUGGCGCCGACUCCUUCCGGACAUUGUCAAUAACUGGUGGGACGGUCCAGAACCAGCGCCACAACGCCGUCUUCCAGGACAAGCCGAGAUCUAUCCCGGUGGUCUAAUGCUCAAUGAACCCAUUAACGAUCUCGAAGACCUCGAAUUUAUCCGAGAUAUACUAGACGACGACCGAUUUGGAGUCCCUCGUGGUCCUCUUGCAGUGGUCGAACGGCCAAGAGAGCAACAUUACAAGCCAAGCUACACCCAUCCAGACAAACCUGUGCCUGGGUUUACAUUCGACUUCGCCCCGUCGGAAGUGCCGUCUACUUCUGCGACAUCGUCCUCCAUUAUCGUUCUGAAUGACGAUGGCGAGAUCACCGAAGGUCCGAGCAGGACGUCGGCAAACUCGAGCGUGGUCGAGGCGUCUGCCAGUCUGGUCUGCGCACGUUGCAAUGACCCCCUCUCUCUGACAGCCGAGAGUGCAGCCCCGGAAGAGGAGAUUGCGAGGAGGAGGAUCUGGGGGCUUCGGUCUCAUGAGCCCACUGCGCCUCCUCCUCCUCUCUCCUCCUCCUCCCCAGCAGAUGUCCAGGAGGCGAUGGAUGAUCCCAAGGGCAAGGGUAAGGCGCGGGACGUCUCUCAUGCCGAUAUCGCCAUGGACACCGGCGAGCCGGACCUGCCAGUAUCUAGUACAGGCAAGAGACGAGGGGCAGGGAAAGAGGCGACCACGUCCAGGAAGGGCAAGCGGAAGGCGGCAGAGAUGCUCCACCCAGAAUCGGAUCCGCCCCUAGCAGACGCACCGGGGCCGGUUAGCGCAGAUGUUCCACCCGAAGACAACUCAAUACGUUCUCGCUUCGCACGCCGUGGCACACGAACCUAUUGCGGAAGUGUCCCUUCGCCGCUAUCUCCUGCACGUCUCGUCGGUGCCUCGCCCCGGCGGCGAGGUCGUGGAUCUUCAUCCACAACGCGCGUUCGCGGGAAGGGGAAGGGGAAGGCCAAACCAACUAUUGAAGCUGUACACCAGUGGACCUGCCCCGUGGCCGGUUGCGGUCACGUACACGCCAGCAUUCGUGUAGAUGGAGAGUGGAAGAUGAAUCCGCAGGAAGGAUCGAUCAGUUUGUUCAUCUAGUUUGUAGGAUGUAUCAUGGACGACAGUGGUUGGGAUCAGUUUGACACUCGACGCAUCAUUUUGACACAAUGAAUAUUGUCUUGCUCUCACCCGAAGGGGUACCGUGGUACGUCCGUCUGGAUUUUACUUGAAGCCCUCUGGACCGCCG
Fomitopsis serialis is the source of this 2038-nucleotide messenger RNA. RefSeq lists its product as uncharacterized. The transcript has 5 exons. Bases 109 to 1890 code for a protein of 593 amino acids. NCBI's taxonomy places the organism in Eukaryota, Fungi, Basidiomycota, Agaricomycetes, Polyporales, Fomitopsidaceae. The record is from RefSeq and is a predicted model, not a curated record.